AUGACCGACCGCUGGACGACACACCAGCGUCUAAUCAACGUAUCAAACGACAAGCUUCCUCUCCCCAAGCAUCAAUCAAGCCAAUACAAGAACUUGUCCCAGUCCACAGUGUCUCGUGCUCGAGCUGCUGGCAGGACCAGCACAAAAGAUCAUGGACACACGCCGUCGUUCUUUGCUUGGGACCAAGAAAAAGCACUUUUUAUGCCAACUCCCGUAGCAAGGACUUUGGACAUGACGGAGACGCAGAGUGAACACGACGUGGCAGUUGAAAAGUCGCGCUUAGCAGAGUCGAGACAGGAUCAGGUUGACAAUGACGAUGGUAGCAGCUGCGAGGAAGACGGAGCCCGAGCUGGAGUAAUUGGUCGAUCCAUUGCCGUGAGUCCGAGUCGAGAAGAUAUCCUCGAUCGGUGUCCUCCUCCUGUUGCUGUUGCUGCUGCUGGACGGUCACCUGUCAAGGUCUCGCCGUCGCCGUAUUGUCUCUCGUCGAGUGUGAGAUACAAGCAUGGUCGUCGAAUUGAAGACAGUGAUAUUGCUGACUCGACGGCUCGUACCCGACUGUGCGUUGCAGGAGUCACAACGGAGCAGGCAGAUCGCUAUAGGAUGAGCAGGACGAGUGGCAAACGCUUGCGCUCGCCGUCAAAGCCGACGACCUUGUGGGGGGAUCCUUGCGACAGCUACAACCGCCAAAGCGGUACGAGCGUCAGCGUCACGGACACACCCAGUUUUUCUCACAAGCGUCACGUACAUUCUGCCGCAGAAAGAACGUUUGGCGGUUCGUCGGUCUUCCGGACGCUCAAUAUGGAUACGUACGGCUGGCCUCCAUCCGAGUUGGUGCGCGGCCAGCAUCGAUCUGUCGCAACCGGUUCUGAUGCUAAUGACGGAGAACACCGGUUCCCACGUGACGUCGAGUCAGAGCAGUUGCCCAAUGCACCUUUACAGAGGUCGCACUCUCAGCAAUGCAGCACAGACAACGGUAAUUCGCGCAUGGUCCCUAUUGGAUCCGAGGUAUUCGAUACGCCUCUCGUGGAACCCCGAAGCUACAAGAAGACCAAGAGGGUCUCGUUUCAUGGAAAUGGGCGCGUCAACACGCCGGACGGGAUUGCAGCCUACCCGCAGCCUCGCACUCUGCCUGUGCUUGCUGAUAAAACCACGCAGACGGAAGCUUUUCUACUAUCAACGUGGAAACCGACGGAGUCUGACAAACAAGAUGUCUUCGCUCGUCAUGGUGGUCGGAGGAACGAUCAAGGAUCACCGUUGCGCUCCUCAACGAUGACCGAGUCCGAGCAUCCAAGGCAAAUGCCAAGCGACGCUGAUAAUGCUGCUGGUGCAGACGGUGUGCGACAGCGUCACUAUCGUCGGACGAGCGGUCAUCUCGCGAAUCCGAUCAUGAUAAAUCCUAGAUACCUACCAGAGCCGACAACGUUCCGAGGUAGAUCAUCGUACUCUACAAUGUCCAAUGACAAGUUUCCGUGGCGAUAG
Peronospora matthiolae is the source of this 1479-nucleotide messenger RNA. Lineage: Eukaryota; Oomycota; Peronosporomycetes; Peronosporales; Peronosporaceae. The record is from the annotation of a GenBank genome assembly.